Dothidotthia symphoricarpi CBS 119687 is the source of this 1420-nucleotide messenger RNA. Its product is annotated as alpha/beta-hydrolase. NCBI's taxonomy places the organism in Eukaryota, Fungi, Ascomycota, Dothideomycetes, Pleosporales, Dothidotthiaceae. The record is from RefSeq and is a predicted model, not a curated record. Gene Ontology annotation, molecular function: catalytic activity. The transcript has a single exon. Bases 275 to 1273 code for a protein of 332 amino acids.
GCUACAUCUUCGCCCACUUGCCCAAUUUGGAUGCAUGCCGAACACACAACGCACCGGUCACGGAUGCUAGUACAGAGCCCCGCCUCGGACGUUGAAACAUAUACAGGAAGAUACGGACUCGGUGAGAUCACGGCGACAUACAACCCCGCUUUGAGUGACAUCUGAAUAAAUGACUCGCACAUCGCCGUAAUAGGACUGCAGACUCUAUAAAGGACGGCUGCUCACGCCUUGAGUAUGGUGAUCUCGCGCUUGUAUCGUAAUCGUAUCACCCGCAAUGGAUGCCUUUGAGAAAAAGACUUUGAAGACCUCCCGAGGUUACACCUACACUUACUACGUCGCUGACGGAGACAAGUCCCUGCCGGCUCUCUUCUUUCAGCAUGGCUGGCCCGACCAUGCAGCGAUGUGGAAGGACAUUGCGACUCCCCUUCGAUCCACCAAACAUCCAAUCAUAAUUCCUGACCUCCUUGGCUACGACGGCACCGACAAGCCAACCGAUCCUGCUGCUUACCGGUGGGAUGUCAUGACGAAAGACCUCAUUGAGAUCGUCGACGCUGAGCAACACGAGAAAAUCAUCUCUGUGGGCCAUGACUGGGGGGCGGGCUGCGCUUCUCGGCUUUACAACUUCUACCCCAAUCGAGUGGAUGGUGUUGUGCUUCUUAACGUCGCGUAUGGUGCACCAACACGUGACAAGUUCGAUUUGGACGCCGUCAACAAGAUGACAGAGAAGGCGUUUGGCUAUCCUGUAUUCUCAUACUGGCACCUCUUCACAGCGCCGGACGGACCCGCCGUCUUGAAGGAGCAUCUCGAGCGUCUUUACCAUGCUAUGCACGGCGAAGCCGAGACUAUGAAAUAUAUCUUUACCACUCCAGGCGCUAUUCGAGACUACCUCUUGAACGGCGGUCACGAAUCUGAACUGCGACCGUACGCCCGCGACGAAAAGCUGAAGCAGGAAUUCAUCGAUCGUAUGACCCGAGACGGCUUCGAAGGGCCACAGUGCUGGUAUCGCGCUACCACAGAGAACUAUCAGUCCGAGGCACACAAACAACUUCCCGAGGGCGCGGAGAAGGUGAACGUCCCGUUGUUGUACAUCGGAUGCAAACAGGAUCCAGUAUGCAGACCAGAGACUAUGUAUUCUGCCAUCAAGGCGGGGCUGUUGCCCAAGCUAGAACAGGCGGAGAUGAUAGAUGCAGCGCAUUGGGUGGCGUAUGAAAAGCCUGAGGAGGUGGUUGUACGGAUGGAGGGUUGGCUGAAAAAGCACUAUGCACAAGAAUAGGAUUAAUUGCUCCAAAGUCAGCAAUAAGGCUAAGUUCAAUCAUUCACCCGUUUGAUUUUCAGCUGCUAUUUCUUCGAGGCAAUAACAGUAUAGACCGAAAAAUGCGCGAGCUGUCAAAAGACAGACCGUGCUCAUUGAGUCCCUAUC